Messenger RNA from Kickxella alabastrina, 1839 nucleotides. RefSeq lists its product as uncharacterized. The coding region runs from base 260 to 1738 and encodes 492 amino acids. The transcript has 8 exons. The record is from RefSeq and is a predicted model, not a curated record. Gene Ontology annotation, cellular component: chaperonin-containing T-complex. Gene Ontology annotation, molecular function: ATP hydrolysis activity; ATP binding; ATP-dependent protein folding chaperone. NCBI's taxonomy places the organism in Eukaryota, Fungi, Kickxellomycota, Kickxellomycetes, Kickxellales, Kickxellaceae. Gene Ontology annotation, biological process: protein folding.
AAAAAAAAGGCUGCAGUGCAAAACUGUUGUUGUUUCUAAAUUUCUACAAGCAAAGCAACGUCGACCAAGUUACUCCAAGUGGCCAACUGCCAGCUGCUGCUUGUUGCCUUCACAUUGCUUCUUUAAUUUCCUCUUUUUCUCCAUUCACAAUCUCGGUUCAGCUUCUUGGCUUUGAACUUGUUUUUAUUUUCCUACACAACUUUACAAGAGAAGAAAAAAAAGCACGCGCUAAUUUUUCAAUUACAAUAAAAUAGCAAGGAUGCAGUCACCAGUAAUUGUCGUCAACACCAGCAAACAGCGCGAGAGCGGCCAUCGCGCACAAAUGUCCAACAUUGCUGCCGGCAAGACUGUCGCUGAUAUUGUGCGGACAUGCCUUGGUCCCCGCGCAAUGCUAAAGAUGCUUCUCGAUCCAAUGGGCGGAAUCACCUUGACAAACGAUGGGUUUGCAAUUCUGCGUGAGUGCGAGGUCGCGCACCCGGCAGCCAACCGCACGCAGGACGAUGAGGUUGGCGACGGCACCACCAGCGUUAUUAUCCUUGCCGGCGAGAUGCUCGCCAUCAGCGCGCCCUUCUUGGAGCGCAAAAUCCACCCCGUAGUUAUUCUCCGCGCGUUCCAGAAGGCCCUGGAGGAUGCCCAGGUUAUUUUGCGCGAGAUCGCUGUGCCCGUGGACACCAACGACCGGGAGCAGAUGCUCAAGCUGAUCAAGUCAGCGAUCGGCACCAAGUUUGUCAGCCGCUGGAACGAUCUGAUGUGCAAUCUGGCCCUGACCGCUGUGCAGACCAUCGUGUGCCGCACUGGCGAUCUCGACUCGGCCUACGACGACCAUGUUGCCGCUGAAGAGGCCGCCGCCCCUGCCAUCGAAAGCGAAAUUGGUUCUGCCAAGACCGCCGCACCCGAGGUUGAUGUGCGCGAGGUCGACAUUAAGCGCUUUGUCGUUCCCGGAGGCGAGAUUGAGGAGAGCCGCGUUUUGGACGGUGUCAUGGUCAACAAGGACGUUAUCGAGGAGGAGCAGAUCCGCGCGAUGUGCGACAAGAUCGCGGCGCUCAAGCCUGACCUCGUCAUAACUGAGAAGGGCGUGUCCGAUUUGGCCCAGCAUUACCUGGUCAAGCAGAACAUCACUGCGCUGCGCCGCAUGCGCAAGACAGACAACAACCGUAUUGCGCGCGCCACGGGUGCCAAUAUCGUCACCUCGAGCGAUGUUGGUACUGGAUGCGGCCUGUUUUCGGUCGAGAAGAUCGGUGACGAGUACUUUACGUUCCUGACCAAGUGCAAGAACCCCAAGGCUUGCACGAUUCUUCUGCGUGGUCCCGGAAAGGACACCCUCAACGAGAUUGAUCGCAACCUGCAGGACGCCAUGUGCGUUGCGCGCAACGUGCUUUUCAGCCCGUACCUCUGCCCUGGUGGUGGUGCCACGGAGAUGGCUCUGGCCAGGGCCAAGUCGGACAUUGAUGGCAUGGAGGUCAUUCCGCGCACGCUUAUCCAGAACGGCGGCGGAAACGCUAUCCGCACGCUGACCGAGCUCCGUGCCAAGCACACCGCAGGCCUGACCACCUGGGGCGUGGAUGGCGAGAAAGGUGUGCCGGUCGAUAUGAACGAGUACGGUGUCUGGGAGCCCCUGGCCGUCAAGCUGCAGACCAUCAAGACUGCUAUUGACUCGGCGUCGCUGCUCCUGCGCGUCGACGACAUUGUGUCUGGAACGCCAAAAAGUCCGAGUAGACUUUAUUUUUAUUCGCUUUAAUACCAACUUGGUAGGUGCAAAGCAUGCAUCGCCAUUCAUUUUUCCCCUUGCAAAUAACUUUAUUUGAAAGUAUUAGCGCAAAAAUUGAAAAUUAAUGUCUU